Molecule: messenger RNA, 1554 nt
Organism: Penicillium antarcticum
Lineage: Eukaryota; Fungi; Ascomycota; Eurotiomycetes; Eurotiales; Aspergillaceae
Gene: adaB
Product: chromatin-binding transcription regulator ADA2
Exons: 3
Coding region: 1-1554 (517 amino acids)
Biological process (GO): chromatin remodeling; regulation of transcription by RNA polymerase II
Cellular component (GO): nucleus; SAGA-type complex
Molecular function (GO): zinc ion binding; protein binding; chromatin binding
Source: RefSeq, a predicted model, not a curated record
AUGGGUGUGAUUCGCAAGAAGACCGCAUCGCGCGGCACCGAGGCAGGCACCAAGUUCCAUUGCGACGUGUGCUCUAUUGAUGUCACAUCAACAGUUCGCAUCUCGUGUUCGCAUCCCUCGUGUCCCGAAUAUGACCUCUGUGUCCCCUGUUUCUCCGCCGGACAAAGCUCCAAGAACCACGAUCCCGCUACACAUCCAUUCCAAGUGAUCGAACAGAACUCCGUUCCCAUAUUCCAAGGUGACUGGGGUGCUGAUGAAGAGUUGUUAUUGCUGGAAGGUGCUGAGAUUUACGGACUCGGCUCAUGGGCCGACAUUGCAGACCAUAUCGGAGGCUACCGCAGCAAGGACGAAGUGCGCGACCACUACUAUGACACAUACAUCGAGAGCGGCCACUUCCCGCUUGCAGACCGUGCCGACCCAGACGAUAGAAGCUUACAAGAUUCGAUCUCGAAAGAGGAGUUCCAGACGCGCAAGAAGCGACGUAUCGAGGAGCGCAAGGAUGCCGCCAAGGCUGCACCACCCACCACCCCAAAGCAGAAACCGACCGCCAGUGUACCGGCAUGUCACGAAGUACAGGGCUACAUGCCUGGACGAUUGGAAUUUGAGACCGAAUUCUUGAACGAUGCCGAAGAGGCCGUGCAGCACAUGACCUUUGAGCCUGGAGCUGGUCUUAACGAAAAUGGCGAGCCAGAUGCAGAGACGGAGCUGAAGAUGACUGUGGUCGAUAUCUACAACUCUCGCCUUACCGCGCGAACAGAGCGCAAGAAGAUCCUUUUCGAACACAACCUCCUCGAAUACCGGAAGAACACUGCCCUCGACAAGAAGCGAUCAAAGGAAGAGCGCGAUUUGUUGAACAAAGCCAAGCCUUUGGCCCGGAUGAUGAACCGGAAAGACUUUGAAGACGUCAACAAGGGCCUAGAAUAUGAGCACAACCUCCGGCUGGCUAUCUCCCAACUCCAAGAAUGGCGCCAGAUGGGCAUUGGGGAUCUCAAGGCCGGUGAAAAAUACGAGCAAGACAAGCAGCAGCGCGUCCAACGACUACUUCCCCAGGGCUCCUUCGACCGCUUUGCCAGCGCACGUCCCAAGCAGGCACAGCUCACCGAAACCCCACCGGCGGCGACUCAAUUGACAACACCCGAACUGCCACUGCGGUUACAGAAAGCCGCCAAUCCCCAUGCCCCGACAGAUGCCACCGAUGAAACAUUGAAUGACUUCGAUCGCGCUUUCGCCGUGGACGGAGAUGCCCCUCCUCCCCAGCCAUCCAAGACCAAAUACGUUGUACCGCCAUUGAGUGGGCUACCAGCAUGGAAACUGGACAACGACACCGCAGCCGACCUACAUCUCCUGACCAAGGAAGAAAUAGAAGUCUGCAACGUGCUACGUAUCAUGCCCAAGCCAUACCUCGUGGUCAAGGAGACAUUAUUGAAAGAAGCAAUGAAGCAAGGCGGCAGCCUGAAGAAAAAAGACGCACGAGCAAUUUGCAAGAUCGAGGGUACCAAGACCAGUCGCAUCUACGACUUCAUGGUACACAGCGGCUGGAUCAACAAGGCAUAA